AUGUUUGGGCUGGACCAGUUCGAGCCCCAGAUCAACAGCAGGAACGCUGGCCAGGGCGAGAGGAACUUUAACGAGGCCGGACUGAGCAUGAACGCCCACUUUAAGGCCCCGGCUUUCCACGCUGGGGGGCCCCCUGGCCCCGUAGACCCUGCCAUGAGCGCGCUAGGCGAGCCCCCGAUUUUGGGCAUGAACAUGGAGCCGUAUGGCUUCCACGCGCGCGGCCACUCUGAGCUGCACGCGGGGGGGCUGCAAGCGCAGCCGGUGCACGGCUUCUUCGGUGGCCAGCAGCCGCACCACGGCCACCCGGGCGGCCACCACCCCCACCAGCAUCAUCCCCACUUCGGGGGCAACUUUGGCAGUCCGGACCCUGGGGCCUCGUGCCUGCACGGGGGACGCCUCCUAGGCUACGGUGGCGCCGCCGGUGGCCUGGGCAGCCAGCCGCCCUUUGCGGAGGGUUACGAGCACAUGGCGGAGAGCCAGGGGCCGGAGAGCUUCGGCCCGCAGCGGCCGGGGAACCUCCCGGACUUCCACAGCUCGGGUGCCUCGGGCCACGCCGUGCCAGCCCCAUGCCUUCCGCUGGACCAGAGCCCCAACCGGGCCGCCUCCUUCCACGGCCUGCCCGCCUCCAACGGCUCUGAUUCCCACAGUCUGGAGUCCCGGAGGGUGGCGAACCAAGGAGCUGUGGACUCGCUGGAAUACAAUUAUCCGGGCGAGGCGCCCUCGGGACAUUUUGACAUGUUUUCGCCCUCUGACUCCGAGGGGCAGCUGCCUCAUUACGCGGCGAGCCGUCAUGUUCCCGGGGGCGCUUUCCCGGGAGCCUCGGCCCUGCCGAGAGCCGCGGGCAUGGUGGGCUUAUCCAAAAUGCACGCCCAGCAAACGCAGCAGCAGCAGCAACACGGCAUAUUCUUCGAGAGGUUCGGCGGGGCACGCAAAAUGCCGGUGGGCCUGGAGGCGGGUGUGAGCGCCAGACACCCACUAAUGCAGCCUCCACAGCAGGCCCCACCGCCCCCUCUAGUCCGACAAAACUCGUGCCCGCCUGCACUGCCGCGACACCAGCAGGGCGAAGCAGGCACGCCCAGCGGCGGCCUGCAGGACGGCGGCCCCAUGCUGCCCAACCAGCAGCACUCGCAGUUCGAGUACCCCAUCCACCGGCUGGAGAACCGGAGCAUGCACCCUUAUUCCGAGCCCGUGUUCAACAUGCAGCACCCCCCUUCGCAGCAGGCGCCCAACCAGCGGCUGCAGCAUUUCGACGCUCCCCCCUACAUGAACGUGGCCAAGAGGCCGCGCUUCGACUUCCCGGGCAGCGCCGGAGUGGACCGCUGCGCCUCGUGGAACGGGAGCAUGCCCAACGGCGCUCUGGAUAACCACCUCUCGCCCUCUGCCUACCCGGGCCUGCCCGGCGAGUUCACGCCGCCCGUGCCCGACAGCUUCCCAUCGGGGCCGCCCUUGCAGCACCCGGCUCAGGACCACCAGUCUUUGCAGCAGCAGCAACAGCAACAGCAACAGCAGCAACGCCAAAACGCGGCCCUCAUGAUUAAGCAGAUGGCGUCGCGGAAUCAGCAGCAGCGGCUGCGCCAGCCCAACCUGGCCCAGUUAGGCCACCCCGGGGAGGUGGGCCAGGGCGGCCUGGUGCACGGCGGCCCUGUUGGCAGCUUGGCCCAGCCGGCCUUUGAGCGCGAAAGUGGCGGCGCGGGCGCGGGGCGCCUGGGCACCUUCGAGCAGCAGGCGCCACACUUGGCGCAGGAGAGCGCGUGGUUCCCAGGCCCGCACCCGCCGCCUGGAGAUUUGCUGUCCCGCAGGAUGGGCGGCUCAGGCUUGCCUGCUGACUGCGGUCCGCACGACCCAGGCCUGGCGCCGCCCCCUCCGCCCGGCGGCUCAGGGGUGCUGUUCCGGGGCCCUCUGCAGGAACCGCUGAGGAUGCCCGGAGAGGGCCACGUGCCCGCGCUGCCCUCGCCCGGCUUACAGUUCGGGGGCAGCCUGGCGGGUCUGGGCCAGCUGCAGUCGCCCGGGGCUGGGGUGGGGCUGCCCAGCGCGCCCUCGGAGCGCCGGGCUCCGCCGCCGGACUUCGGCGGCGGCGGCGGGGGCGCAUACCCACCGCAGCCCGAGUUCCAGCCCAGCCAGCGCGCCUCAGCCAGCAAGCUGGGCGCGCUCUCACUGGGCUCCUUCAACAAGCCCAGCUCCAAGGACAACCUGUUCGGCCAGAGCUGUCUGGCUGCGCUCUCCACCGCCUGCCAGAACAUGAUCGCCAGCCUCGGGGCCCCCAACCUCAACGUGACCUUCAACAAGAAGAACCCGCCCGAGGGCAAGAGGAAACUGAGCCAGAACGAGACCGAGGGCGCGGCCGUGGCCGGCAACCCGGGCUCGGAUUACUUCCCGGGAGGGACUGCCCCUGGGGUCCCGGGGCCUGGAGGCCCGUCGGGGACCAGUUGUAGUGGCCCCAAAGCCUCGGGGCCGCCCAACCCACCCGCCCCGGGGGACGGCACCAGCCUCUCUCCCAACUACACCCUGGAAUCCACGUCGGGGAACGAUGGCAAGCCGGUCCCCGGGGGCGGCGGCCGAGGACGGGGUCGCAGAAAAAGGGACAGUGGUCACGUGAGCCCCGGGACCUUCUUCGACAAGUACUCAGCGGCGCCAGACAGCGGGGGCGCGUCGGGGGUGAGCCCAGGGCAGCAGCAGGCGCCUGGCGCGGCCGUCGGGGGAGGCCCCGCGGGCGAGGCGCGCGGGGCGCCGACGCCCCACGAGAAGGCGCUCACAUCGCCAUCUUGGGGGAAGGGGGCCGACUUGCUCCUGGGGGACCAGCCGGACCUCAUGGCAUCCCUGGACGGCGGGGCCAAGUCGGACGGUAGCUCCCCGCACGUGGGCGACUUCGCCUCCGAUGAGGUGAGCACCAGCUACGCUAAUGAGGACGAGGUGUCGUCCAGCUCCGACAACCCCCCGGCCCUGGCCAAAGCGAGCAGGAGUCCUCUGGUGACUGGCUCGCCCAAACUCCCGCCGCGUGGGGUGGGCACCGGGGAACACGGACCUAAGGCCCCCCCGCCCCCGCUCGGCCUAGGCAUCAUGUCUACCUCUACCUCGACCCCUGACAGCUACGGCGGGGGCGGGGGCACGGGCCACCCGGGCACGCCGGGACUGGAGCAGGUCCGGACCCCGACAAGCAGCGGCGGUGCCCCGCCACCAGACGAGAUCCACCCCCUGGAGAUCCUCCAGGCGCAGAUCCAGCUGCAGAGACAGCAGUUUAGCAUCUCGGAGGACCAGCCCCUGGGACUCAAGGGCGGCAAGAAGGGCGAGUGCGCCGUCGGGGCCUCGGGCGCGCAGAACGGCGACAGCGAGCUGGGCAGCUGCUGCUCUGAGGCGGUCAAGAGCGCCAUGAGCACCAUCGACCUGGACUCUCUGAUGGCAGAGCACAGCGCCACCUGGUACAUGCCCACUGACAAGGCUCUGGUGGACGGUGCGGACGACGACAAGACGCUGGCGCCCUGGGAGAAGGCCAAGCCCCAGAACCCCAACAGCAAAGAAGCCCACGACCUCCCCACGAACAAGGCUUCGGCGACCCAGCCCGGCAGCCACUUGCAGUGCCUGUCUGUCCACUGCACAGACGACGUGGGCGAUGCCAAGGCCCGUGCCUCUGUGCCCACCUGGCGGUCCCUUCACUCCGACAUCUCCAAUAGAUUUGGGACAUUCGUGGCCGCCCUGACUUGA
Orycteropus afer afer is the source of this 3699-nucleotide messenger RNA. NCBI's taxonomy places the organism in Eukaryota, Metazoa, Chordata, Mammalia, Tubulidentata, Orycteropodidae. The record is from RefSeq and is a predicted model, not a curated record.